UUCAUCCCAUUCUACAGUUCUAUGUCUCUUCCUAGUUCUCAACAAUGGAGUUGGACUCAGCUCUGAAUGUAAUCGAUUCAUCCAUUUCUCAAAUCAAAUGGAGAUUAAAACCUGCACCAAGACGCAGAUUACACACAGAUAUCCUGGCAUUAUGCACAGGAAUGCGGCCGGUAGUGAUGGUGGAUUAUGGUGGAAAGUUGCCAGAAUUACAAGAACGUCUAUGUUCUGUUCUACAACUUAGUCAAAAGGAAUCAUCUGUUUUAAGGAGUCUGAGAGUGAUGGUUAUAGACGACAUGAUUUAUUUGAUACAUGUCAAAGAGCUUGCUGAGUACGUAAAAUCAAGCUUGAAUGUGGAUAUAGAAUUGCACUUUGUGGACCUUGAACAAGAUCCUCCAAAGUUUCAGGAUGUGAAUCAGACUCUGUUUCAAAUGAUAGCACAAUCAGAACACAAUUCAAAUGCUAAAGAACUUGUAUCAGUUCAAAGAUUCUUCUCCACAGUGUUUCCUGUUGAUGGAAUGGACAAAGAGCUCUUUCCUCCUCCCACGAUGGACCAUGUGGUUAACAAUAAAUCUAUUGUUGGUGAGAUCAGCACGUCUCAGUCUUCUUCUGAAGUUAUUGAUCUUAGUUGCUGCAUGCAGGAUUGUCAAGUCACCAUUCCGACUCUUAAUGGAUGGCUUCUUGGUUAUCCGGUGGUUUACUUGUUUGGAAGGGACCACAUACCUGAUUCUAUUUACAAUCUAUCCACCAAGUCUCUCCAGCUCUUCCAGAUUUCGAUACACAGAAGUGGUGGUACAUCUACUAGUGGACCUCGACAAGAGGAAUUAAUGAGUUUCUCAGUACCUUACAGUCUAAGCAUGGAAGGGCAGAAUGAAGUUUGGGCAGAGGCAUUUCUAGCUCGCUUGCUGGCAAAACUGGAAACAUGCAAGCAUGUUUGGGCAUCUUUGAAGAUGGAGGUCAGUCAAUGCUACCCGCAAGCAAUUGUAUUGUAGUAGCAGUAAUAGUUGUAGCAGUGAUGAGUAAUGUUUAUACCUUUUUACUUGAUUAAACUUCAUGAUAUGUCUUUGUUAAAAGUGGCGAAGUAGGAAAUACGAAAAACUGCUUAUAUUUGGUAUAGGAAUUUCCCUUUAAAUCAAAUGAAAAAUAUAUCAAUCGAUUUAGUUGAACGUGCGGUGUUUUUCAAGCUGCGCUGAAAAGCUUUAGAACUUCUUGUUCAUUUGAUUGAGCAGGAAUUGCUCCUUUCUUUGUUGUAGUAAUGCAUUUGCAAACUUAAGUGUUUC
Messenger RNA from Papaver somniferum (opium poppy), 1277 nucleotides. RefSeq lists its product as uncharacterized. The coding region runs from base 45 to 989 and encodes 314 amino acids. The transcript is spliced from 8 exons. The record is from RefSeq and is a predicted model, not a curated record. Lineage: Eukaryota; Viridiplantae; Streptophyta; Magnoliopsida; Ranunculales; Papaveraceae.